ACAUUUAAAUCGUGUAGUAAAUCCUCGAUGUUUUUACCUGUGUUUGUUUAUAAAUCGUCAUGAAUGUGAUGAAUGGGGACGUGUUCUAUUCCCAAUAAACCUAUAUGUGGUGUGUAUCGUAUUAUGUUACCACUAAGGAAGGUGAGAAGGAUAUCUAAACAGUUACUUAAAUGUGUUAUAUUGUCCAGUGUAAUCGGACUUAUUAUACCUCUUGUUAUAUUCUGGAGGGGAGAAUACGUUCAUGUAUUAAAAUAUCAAUGGGUACCAGGAGAAACAUGUCAAGACAUACCGGUAACGAGAACGCCGGACAAAACAACAGAAAAACGGGAUAUCUCAGUAAAUAUGACGAUACAGCGUGGUUGGCAGGCUGUGGAUAAUGAGAACUUAUUUUAUUUGUUUUCCAGUUUCUAUGUAGUGGAUCGCGACAGUCGUUAUGUUUUGUUAAUUGGUGCAAUGGAUAAACGGACAUACGAUGAUCUACAGUGUGCUGUUACUGACAACAAAACAAUUAAAUACGUCCCAGCUAGAUAUAUGGCUAUGUGGGAUGAUCAACUUUUAUGUACUCAGAUCAACCCAUACUAUACUGCUAUAUGGGAUGAUCAAAUACUUUGUAGAUAUAGUCCUACAUUCUUUACAUGUGACUUGCCAAAUAAUUUCCAUCCAACGAGUGUUGCUCUUUCCAGAAAAUUCUGUCAACUACCAUCACAGAUGCUUCCAGUUAAAUACCCUACCGAGAUAACAAAGAAAUUUACACUCUGUGUGGCACCACUUUACGGACCAUACGAUAAUAUAAACGAAUUGAUAGAAAUGAUAGAAUUAAAUAAAAUAUUAGGUGCUGAUCAUUUCACUUUUUACAACUUUAACAUUAGUAGUAGAGUGAACCGUAUUCUCGACUAUUAUAUAAAACAAGGCAUUGUUGAUCUAGUUACAUGGAAUAUGCCUAUUAACUUAACAAGAAUACAUUACUAUGGACAAAUGGCUGCAUUAAAUGAUUGUUUAUAUCGCAAUAGGCACAAAAGCCGGUAUAUUGUUGUGCAGGAUAUGGACGAAUUUAUAAUACCAAAAAAAUAUCGGACGUGGCAUGAAAUGAUGUUAGAUAUGCCUUCCGGGCUGAAUGUUUAUAGUUUUCAAAGUGUGCAGUUUAGCGUUGAUAUUCAAGAUAUUAAAACUAAUUUUCAAGGAAAGGCAAAUGUCAAAAAGUUUAAUCUUGUCACAUUAUUGAAGCAAAAUCACGGUCCUGUUUAUGAUAGAACUACACGAACAAAGUAUAUUGUCGAAGCAAGUAGAGUAAAAGAGCUUGGUAUUCAUAAUGUAUGGCAACUAAGAGACGGCUCCACCGGAAACGAAUAUCACGUGCCACCAGAAGACGCUUUAAUGUUUCAUUAUCGACAUUGGUUUAACGAAAAAGAAAUAUUUACAGGAAAACAUAAUCCUAGAAUGAUGAUGUAUAAGGAUAACCUUCUUACAAAUGUUCAAAAAACUUUUGAAAAAUUAAAACUUAUUUAAAAAUAA
Mytilus trossulus (common blue mussel) is the source of this 1512-nucleotide messenger RNA. RefSeq lists its product as uncharacterized. Gene Ontology annotation, molecular function: glycosyltransferase activity. Lineage: Eukaryota; Metazoa; Mollusca; Bivalvia; Mytilida; Mytilidae. The transcript is spliced from 2 exons. Gene Ontology annotation, cellular component: cytoplasm. Bases 73 to 1506 code for a protein of 477 amino acids. The record is from RefSeq and is a predicted model, not a curated record.